Paramecium pentaurelia is the source of this 544-nucleotide messenger RNA. The record is from the annotation of a GenBank genome assembly. Lineage: Eukaryota; Ciliophora; Oligohymenophorea; Peniculida; Parameciidae.
AUGUAAAAAGCUUAUAUUUUUCCAAAAUUUGAGUUCAAUCUCAAAUCUACUUUAGAAACUAAAUAAAAUAAAGAGCUUAAAUAAUAAUAAGACAAUAACCAAUAAUAAGAAAUACCAAUAAGUUAAUUGAUUUUGGAACAAAAAAAAGAUGUUGAAGCAUUUCUGUAAAAGGAUAUAAAAGAUAAAAGUGGUAUUCACAAAAUAAUUAAAUAAAUUGUAACCUUAAGAAAUAAAAUUAUAGUUAAUUUUGCUUCUUAAUAGAAUAGCUAAGAAUAUUCAGCUUUAAUUUUAUAAACUUAACUCUAUAAUUCAUUUUUUAAAUUAAAUUUGUCCUCUUAGUAAGAUAUUGAAUAAUGCAAGAUGGAUAUAUUGGAGUUAUACAAAUAAUUUGAGUAAUUAAAUUCUAUUUAAUAUUAGAAUCCAAAAGAUCAAACUUUAACAUAAAAUGAUAUUAAAUAUAAGAAUACAUAAGAUCAAAUUUAGAAUGAAAGUAAUGAAUAGAAUGAAUAUUUAACACCUAUUUCAAAAAAUAUAAACUAAUUGA